UUUUCUCCGUAAUAUACCUAAGCGCUUAUGUCUGUGUAAUUCAAUAUUUCAAUCCGUGUGUGCGCUCUGUGAAAUGCUCAUGUCUUGGGUAAACUAUCCUACGACCAAACUUCCUUCACGUGUCUUCUGCCAUAGCAACAAAGAUGCCCAUUUCCUCCCCAACCACAUAGGAAUACACAGAAACCCUCCUAACUUGUUUCCUAGGAACUGCCUGAAUUUCUCAACUGACCCAAUUGUCUCUCUUCCAACCAAUCUUGCCUCAGUAAUGGAUGAACCCAAGAAUUUGAGGAUUGGGUCUGUCACUGCUGACCCAAAUGACAAGUAUUCCAGAGAGCUGGGAGUUGCAGUCAGAGCUGUGCACAUGGCAUGCUUGCUCUGCCAGAAUGUCCAAGAGAAUUUGAUUUCUCAAGGCUCUCAGCAAGUCCACUCCAAGGAUGACAAUUCUCCUGUUACAAUUGCAGAUUGGAGUGUUCAGGCAACUGUGAGUUGGGUACUUUCUGAGGCCUUUGGUAGUGAGAAUGUAUCUAUUGUUGCUGAGGAAGAUGUUGAAGAGCUCUCCAAGGCUGGGGCAACUGGGCUACUAGACGGCGUGGUGAAAACAGUGAACGAGUGCCUGGCUGAUGCACCGCGUUUUGGACUGACAGCACCAGCUUUGGCUCUAAGUGCUGAAGAGGUUCUGGAAGCCAUUAACAGGUGCAACCCCUCGGGGGCGAAGAGCAGCAGAUUUUGGGUGUUGGAUCCUGUGGAUGGCACGUUGGGGUUCGUACGUGGAGAUCAAUAUGCCAUUGCUUUGGCGUUGAUAGAAGAUGGAGUGCCAGUUCUUGGAGUUCUUGGCUGUCCAAAUUACCCAAUGAAGAAGGAAUGGCUUCAGUAUCAUAACGGAUACCAGAGAAUUCUGUCCAGGUUGAGUUCACCAACAUCUGAAUCUUGGGAUAAAGGAUGUGUGAUUUAUGCGAGAAGAGGCAGUGGCAACGCCUGGAUGCAACCUCUCCUUCGCGGUGAAAAGAAGUUUAUUUGGCCAAACUCCGCUGCACAGAUUGAAGUAUCCUCCAUUGAUAACCCUGCAUUGGCUACUUUCUGUGAGCCAGUUGAAAAGGCGAAUUCUAGCCAUUCUUUCACAGCAGGGCUUGCUCACAGUGUUGGACUUAGGAACCAACCACUACGCGUGUACAGCAUGGUAAAGUAUGCAGCCAUAGCCCGAGGAGAUGCUGAAGUAUUCAUGAAAUUUGCCAGGGCGGGUUACAAAGAGAAGAUAUGGGAUCAUGCAGCCGGAGUUGUUAUCAUUGAGGAAGCUGGAGGCAUGGUCACUGAUGCCAGAGGAAAUCCACUGAACUUUUCAGAAGGCAUAUACUUGGAAGGCCUUGAUCGAGGAAUCAUCGCUUGCUCUAAGGCUACGCUGCACCAAAAGAUCAUCAGUGCCGUUGAUGCUAGCUGGAAUUCCUCUUGCCUGUGAUUUAAAUUCUGCACGGUGAGUUCCGAGUUCUCCAUUGCAACUCUGUUUCUUUAACAUCAGACAAGUACUGCUGUCAGCUUAACAUGAUUCAUUGAGUAGAAUGGUAGCAUUCAUUAUUUGUUUUUUGGAACCUGAAUUAGUUUGAUGCAUAGCAUAUAGAAGCAGGAUUAUGAUGAGGUCGAGAAAGAGAUGUAUAAAACACAAAUCAGUUGAAUGAACAUAUCCACAAAUACAGCAAGUAUAAUUGCUGUUUUGUUCUUUAAA
This is a messenger RNA of Ipomoea triloba (trilobed morning glory), 1717 nucleotides long. RefSeq names its product PAP-specific phosphatase HAL2-like. The coding region runs from base 74 to 1453 and encodes 459 amino acids. The record is from RefSeq and is a predicted model, not a curated record. Gene Ontology annotation, molecular function: 3'(2'),5'-bisphosphate nucleotidase activity. Lineage: Eukaryota; Viridiplantae; Streptophyta; Magnoliopsida; Solanales; Convolvulaceae. Gene Ontology annotation, biological process: sulfate assimilation; phosphatidylinositol phosphate biosynthetic process. The transcript has 3 exons.